Molecule: messenger RNA, 994 nt
Organism: Ostrea edulis (European flat oyster)
Lineage: Eukaryota; Metazoa; Mollusca; Bivalvia; Ostreida; Ostreidae
Product: EKC/KEOPS complex subunit TP53RK-like
Exons: 2
Coding region: 39-713 (224 amino acids)
Biological process (GO): protein phosphorylation
Cellular component (GO): EKC/KEOPS complex; nucleus; cytosol
Molecular function (GO): protein serine/threonine kinase activity; ATP binding
Source: RefSeq, a predicted model, not a curated record
AUUUGGUAAAUGAAAAACAAAAAUAAACACUGAGUAUAAUGAACAUGGAGCUGUGGAAGCAAGGAGCUGAAGCAAAAAUUUACAAAACAAACUUUUACGGGAGACCAUGCAUUGUCAAAGAACGAUUUACCAAAUCCUAUAGACAUCCCAGUCUUGACAAAUCAUUGACAGCUCAUCGAGUGAAAUCUGAAGUUCGAGCAAUGUUGAGAUGCCGAAUGAAUGGUAUUAUCACACCUACUGUAUAUUUCGUGAACAUGGAUUCUUCUUGCAUCUACAUGGAAGAAGUGCAGGAUUCUGUGACAGUAAAAGACUACAUAAAGAAUGUUCAGGGCAGCAAGGACUUGGCGGAAGCAAUCGAAACACUCAAGCCUUUGGCACAAGCUAUUGGGAACACCCUGGGUAUCAUGCACAAGCAAAAUAUAGUUCAUGGAGACUUAACAACAUCUAACAUGCUUCUCCAAGGAAAACCAUCAGAUUGCAAGCUUUAUCUUAUCGACUUUGGAUUAAGUUUCUUUGAAAAUAUGUCGGAGGACAAAGGAGUUGAUCUGUAUGUUUUAGAACGGGCUCUUUUAAGCACUCACCCAAACACAGAAGAACUAUUUAACAAAGUAUUAGAGGCCUACUGCAAGAGCAACGACACGGGAUCUAAAGAAGUGGUAGGGAAGCUGGAGGAGGUGAGGAUGAGAGGAAGGAAGAGGACCAUGGUCGGCUGAAUUUACAGACAUCAAAUUAUACCUCCAGAAAAAUAAAUAAGAGUGAAUUGAACUACUAACUGCAGCGUGUUGAAGUGUUACAAUUUUAAGGACUCGGUCUAAUAGGAAAAGUAGAUAGACAAAAGAAAUAUAUGUACAGUGAUAGAUAUACAUGUAUAUACAGUAUUUAUAUGAUACACAAGGUAGUACGUGAACUGUGGAAGAAGGGCACUGUACAUACACAUGUAUUAUAUCCAAUGUUUAUCUGUAUCAUUGAAACUUAUCUAAACAAAUCCAAUAUA